Molecule: messenger RNA, 3553 nt
Organism: Saccostrea echinata
Lineage: Eukaryota; Metazoa; Mollusca; Bivalvia; Ostreida; Ostreidae
Product: heparan sulfate 2-O-sulfotransferase 1-like
Exons: 9
Coding region: 122-1258 (378 amino acids)
Cellular component (GO): membrane
Molecular function (GO): heparan sulfate 2-sulfotransferase activity
Source: RefSeq, a predicted model, not a curated record
AAAUUUAGAUUGACAAGGAGAAUAACACUGGAUAGGAAGCAUGUGCACUGGAAAGUUUCAAAUAUCGACAGUCUAAUGUCGUGGGAGGUUGAUAUCUCUUAAGAAGUAUGGUGACUUUUUUAUGAUUCAAAUGAAGUUAUUUUCAUGGAGAAUGCAAAAUCGCCAAUGUGGUGUAAUAGCGGCGAUUGUAACUUGUGGUGCACUUCUUAUGUGUGUGCAUUUACUUGGAGAACUUAGGAAACUGGGAUCUGCUGUAGCCCGGUUACAGGAUGAGAACAGAUUGAAGUCAAGGUCCUUUCCAUUAAAAACGGGGCUUCACCCUAGACGCUUGUCAGCUGCUAGUGACCAGGUACAUCCAAACAAAGCUAAGGAAAUAGUUCAAGUUGAGACCACCGGCCAUGCAGAUGAGGAUAUGGUUGUCAUUUACAAUCGAGUUCCUAAGACUGGCAGCACUUCCUUUGCAGGAAUUGCAUAUGACCUCUGCAAGAAAAACCACUUCAAUGUUCUACAUGUCAACACCUCGAAAAAUGCUCAUGUCAUGUCAAUGUCAGAUCAGAUGAAGUUUGUCAGAAAUGUUACAGAAUGGAGUGAGAAGAAACCAGCCAUCUAUCAUGGACACACAGCAUUUCUAGACUUUUCCAGGUUUGGGGUAACCAAGUUGCCAAUCUAUAUAAACCUAAUCAGGGAUCCUUUGGAGCGUCUAGUGUCCUACUAUUACUUUGUUCGCUAUGGGGAUGAUUUCCGGCCAUUUCUGAGAAGAAGAAAAGCAGGCAAUACAGAGACCCUGGAUGAAUGUGUGGAGAAGGGGGGCAGUGACUGUGACCCGGUCCAUCUCUGGCUGCAGAUUCCCUUCUUUUGUGGACAGGACUCCAUGUGUUGGGAGCCAGGUAAUAGGUGGGCCUUAGAAAUGGCAAAGGAGAAUAUAUUGCGCCACUAUUUGGUGGUGGGGGUCACUGAGGAACUCCGGGAUUUUGUGGCUCUCCUGGAGGCAGUCCUUCCAAGGUUUUUUAGAGGGGCAGUCAAACUGUUUGAGGAAGGUACAAAGUCUCACUUGAGGAGGACCUCCAACAAGGUGCCCCCUAAGCCAGAAACUUUAGCCAAGAUAAAAGAUUCCAAAAUAUGGAAAAUGGAAAAUGAAUUCUAUCAGUUUGUUCGCAAGCAAUUCCAUUUCAUCAAAUCUCAGACUUUUGAACUGGUGAAUGGACAUUACGUGGAAAAGAGCAACCGAUUCCAUUAUGAAAAGAUUCGACCAAGAUAGGGCCGACUUAGAAGUCAUUUUAUUUCCAGAUCAUGGUGCUGCAUUGUUUUCCCCAGUGGGGAGGAGACAUAUAAUGUUGUUUUUUGCUGUAUUUUUUUUUUAUUCUGAUUUGCUGAUAAUAACCAGGCUGCUCUCUCUGUAUAAUCAUUGUUUCUAGCUGUCAGAAAGAAAAGAUACUCCUUUACUUUUUCGUCUGUAACUAUGUCCUCAAAAAUUUUAACUUCACUUUUUGAAAUUGCAUAAGAGGAACUUGCUUUCUUUUACAUGAGUUUUCAGCAUUAUAAGAUUUAAAUUGAGAUUGUCCAUAUAUGUAAUGAUUUUUUUUUUCAAUCUUCAUUCAUUAUAAUUAUGCACCUGUUAAUUAAGAGUAGCAUUAUCAUUAAGCUUUACUGGCACACUGUUGAGACAUAUCAGCUGAUCAUGCUAUGAAUGAGUCAUGGGGUGUGUAUGGAUCUGGCAGAAGAGCUUUAUUUAAAAAAAAUGCUUGAAUUGAAUAUUGUUUAUAAUAUAGCAGUAGAAACAGAGUUGUGAAGUUUAUAUAUUGAUUUCUGAAUCAAAUACAUAUCAAUUUUUUUUUCUAGAUUUACUAAUUUAACUAAUACUUUUUAUCUUUCAAAUGAUCAUGUGUUGCAAUCAUUUUGUUAAAAUUAAUGUGGCAAGUUAUUUUGAUAAGUGAUAGGUUCUGGUGUUUUGACAUGAAAAUUUAUGUCAUAGGUUCAAAAUUAAACCUUUUAUUGUUAGCAGAUGUAGAAACCAAUGAUCUAAAACAAGAUGAUACAAAGCCUAGUUUACUGUACUGCCAGAAUGACCUGCUAUUUUAUAUUUCCUUUUACUCCGACGAAGAUGAUAACACCUGAUACAAGAAAAAAUAAAACUUGUCUAAUCUGGACAAUGCUGGUUUCAGAGUAAUUGGCCAGAUUAGACAAAAUUCUGGAUUAGAUAACAUUUUAAAUAAUGAAAUUUACUGAAAGGGUAUCUAAUUUAGAUUGUAUUAGGCAAGAUUUUGGAAUAAACAACACAAGUUUCACUGUAUCUUUAAAUAGAGUUACAUCCCUUUGUUCACUGUAUAGCCUUCACCUGAGAUAUCCAGAGUAGAUUUCCUUUGACAUACAGAAUAGAAUAAAAGCAUUCCAAUUCAAUGUACAUCAGCAUAGGCACAUAAUGAUUUUUUUCAGAAAUAAAUUGUAACUAUAAGUCUUGAAUACAAGGCUGUUUUCAUUUGUUGAAUUGAAUGCAGGAAAAUCAUCAGCAUUAUUUAUUUUUUAAUUAUUUCAGUUACUAUUCACUUGAACAGACAUGUACAUAGCAUUUAGUGGUACUCGUCAGUACUACAGUGUUGUAUGUGUGUUAAUUGGUUGUGAGGUUGUCAUUAAAAUUUUGUUAUUUUUCAUUCCAUUCAUGUGUACGUAAGCAUAUUUGUUUGUUUUUCUAUUCUAUAUAUACAUGUACUUCCCACCAGUCUUUUGUGAUUAUUAUAUACUGUAAAUUUCACACAGAUUUAAAGACUAUUCAUAUGUUUAUUUUUAAAUUGAAUUACGGUAUAAAGAAAACACACUACUCAAGAGUAAAAAUUUGCUAUGUCACUAUGUUGUUCAUUAAAUUCAAUGCGGCACGUAUAGGAAUGUACCACCCCUUUUACCAUUUAACACCUAACAUAAAGCAGAAGAGCAUGUUGAGGGAUGUGGUUAAUAUUUUUGAGCUUGACAGGACUUAAAAACUGAAUCCGUAUUUCCUAAGUAAAAUACAUGUAUACCUCUUUUGUUGGUAUUUUACAUAUUCAAGUAUCUUGAUUUGGUAUUGUCAAGAAGACACAAAACAAAGAGCAUGACUGUACAAUUAAAUAAAAGUUAGUAAAAAUGAUACUGCAUUGACAAUUUUUGAUACUCCGUUCUGGAGUUUAUGACUGGUUAAGUGGCCAGCCGAUCAAAUUUCAUCAUUCUAGCUCAAAAGGAUUUAAUAUAUAUGUACUUUAAAAUUUCAAAGAGGAAGCCAAGUUUGCAACCCUUAAUAGUUUUUUUUUCUUUUUUUUUUUUUUUUGAGAGAAGUAGAUAAUAUAUAAUCAGCCAUUGCCGAGUAAAUGAUUUUGUUUGUAGUGUCCAAUUUGAGAAAGGAUCAAAACAUUAAAGUCCAUUGUCUUCCAUGAUUUGUUCAAUGUACGUUUCAUAGAUUGUUUUUCGUGCCAUGUAAUUAUUCAUUCGUCAUUAAUAACAUUUGUAAUGGCUAUAAUAGAAUUUUCCUUGUCAUGUUAUGUUUUAUCAAUAGAAAAUAAAAUGUUGAAUAAAAAAUAGAAGUUUG